Molecule: messenger RNA, 3300 nt
Organism: Somion occarium
Lineage: Eukaryota; Fungi; Basidiomycota; Agaricomycetes; Polyporales; Cerrenaceae
Source: the annotation of a GenBank genome assembly
AAGCCAAAACCGUGUAUGGAACUUCCAACCCCUUUUAUAGACAUGGCCAACAAACUUACACUCAUGGAGUCCCCUUUCUCCGUGAUGGCUCCCUCCUUACCUCUUGUUCUCCCACCAUCAACUCAAGCAGAUGGCUUUCGGAGAAUGGCUUACCAGACCCCUGAAAUUUCACCCGUUACAAGUCUCUGUCGUGACCUUUGUGGUCUAUGGCCUGGUCUUCCUCUUGGUAUUGGUUCAUGACCAAACGCCGGAUAUCUCGACCGACCUAACUGGCCUGAACCUGGCUCAGGCGUAUGAAGAUCUUCAUGAGUUAACGGCUCGCCCGCAUCCCUAUGCAUCACACGCAAACGACGAAACUCGCUCCUUCAUUUUGUCUCGCCUUCAUAAUAUCACUGCCGGACGAGAAUUUGUGCACUUAGCCGACGAUCUCGUUUCCAACGCGUCAUAUGUCUCCGGUACAAGCCAAGGAACAUACUUCGAGGGAUCAAAUAUCCUCGUGAAGAUAGACGGGAAAAGGCCGUCUCAGACUGAUGGUGUGGUGUUCUCAGUGCACUUUGAUUCAGUCCCAACAGCACCGGGUGCGACAGACAAUUCAAUGAGCGUUGCAACCCUCCUCCAAUUGGUCGAACACUUCUCGCAUCCGGAGGGACGACCGCGACGAAAUGCCUUCUUUCUAUUUAACAAUGGCGAAGAGGAUGGUCUGAAUGGUGCACAUGUCUUCUUCGAACAUCCGUGGUCUAACUUCACGUCCACUUUUGUGAAUCUCGAGGGUGCAGGCGCAGGGGGUCGACCUCUCCUCUUUCAAUCCACCUCACUGUGGCCAGUCUACGCAUACGCUUCAGAUUCCGUAGCACAUCCGCUUGGAAAUUCACUCACCGUAGACGCGUUUUCCCGUGGACUAGUACGCAGUCGCACAGAUUUUCAGGUCUUUAAAGAAGGGAUCAAGGGUGAGAAGAAUGGACUGUCCGGUGUCGACAUUGCGUUUUAUAAGAACCGUGCAUUGUAUCACACACCGUUCGACUCCAUACCUGCUAUGGGUAAAGGCGAGUCCAGACGAUCUCUAUGGAUUAUGAUGAAUACGAUAAAGGGACUUGGUACAUCUCUGCUUAACGACGACCAGCCUGACGAUGGAGGCGAUAGCGGCGUAUAUUUCGACUUAUUAGGCUCAUCUUUUGUCGUCUUUUCCCGCUCUGCGCUAUUUGCGACAAACAUUGUACUCCUCAUUUUGGGACCUAUAUCUGUCGUCAUUCUCUUGGCUUGGGUCAUCGUCCUCUCUAAGAUACAUAGAAGCUCCGAUGCACCAGAAGAAGACUUGUCGACUGCUUGGGCAAAAGUGAAGAAAGUGCUGAUCACUGCUCUGGGUUGGGGGAGGUUCUGGAUCGCUUUAGUCCUUUGCAUCGCUGCACAUGUGGGCCUUGUGGUUGGCUACGUCAAGCUCAACCCUUUCGUUGUCCACGCUCACCCAUAUUGGGUUUUAGUGACUUCAAUGUCCUUGACAUUCCUAUCGUUCGCAUUCCCCUUAUCAUUGUUCCACUUUUUCCUUCCAUCACCACCGACGUCUCAGAAGCUUGCUAUCGUGCUUGAAAUAUUCUUUUUCACCUGGAUUCUCCUUGUUUUCGCCACCAUCGGUGUUCAUCUGCUUGGAUUAGGUGGCUUCUACUGGAUCACCGCGUGGUACCUCUGCGCAUGGAUAGCUUCUCUGCUUGGUCUUGCCGAGGGUGCAGAGCGAGCAAGAAAGGGCGGGGAGGCAGGCGGAAAAGGCGAACUGGACCUUGUUGGUGAACGUCCGCCAACUCCGGUUGAAGAGCAUCCAGAUGGUGUUCGACAUGUUCGCGGAGUCCUCUAUCAGGUGCCCGAAGAACCUGAUGAAGAGCAAGGCGAUGGACAUCAUGAACCCGUUGAGACUGAACCCACCGACAUUACACCGUUAAUGAGUCAGCAUCGAAGAUAUGAAAGGGGUCGAGAGUACAUCGUUGGCGUUGAUAAUGAGCUAACACCUGUUGCCAGCACGAAGGCAAAGAAUGUUGGCUUCGACGAGACUGGAUGGUGGAUCUUGCAAUUCAUAGCUUUGGUUCCAUUCUCCGCCAUUCUAAUAUUCCAGAUCCUGAUUUUAGUUCUCCAUGCGUUGAGCGAAACACUGGUCGAUGGAAGUAGUCCCAUUGUUGUAUAUUCAGCCGUAUCCGCACUGUCUGUCCUAAUUCUUAUUGGUCUCGCACCCUUCGCGCACAAAAUUCACCACCUAUUCACCUUCGUCGUUGCCCUCGUUUUCAUCGUCUCACUCGUAUACUUGUGGACCACCUUCCCUUUCACACAAGAGGCGCCGUUGAAGCUCUUCUUCCAACAGAAACUCGAACUCGACAUCCCAUCCCUUAGGUCUUCGUUAUAUCAGAGCCUCUCACCCCAAUCUGAGGACGUAAGUACUAUCGUCCGCGCAGUGACUACAUUGACGGGGCCUCGCCGUUACCUCGAUAAGUCAGUCAUUCCGGAACUGCGGUCGUCAUGGGGAAAACAUGUCGAUUGUAAUACAGACACUGUGUUACGACCAGGGUUGCUGGCAUGCAGCUGGGAAAGCAACCUACUUCCAUCACCUGGCGGAAAUACGUCUACGUCCACCGCACCAACCUCUAUAUUAUCGUCGCGUGGCGCAACUAAGCCUUCGGAUUGGUUGUCCGCCUCCUUCGUACGUACAGGCCCUAGCACUGCGAUAGCCACUGUACGAGGUACGAAUACUCGCUCAUGUCGUUUGAAAUUCGACAAGCCGAUUUCGCAUUUCCACGUGCGAAAUGGUGGACGGCUUCAGCCAGGAUAUGAGCUUCCGGAUGAAGGCAUUCAGGAUCUCAUUAUGUGGAGUCGUACAUGGAAUAGCGAGUUUGUGGUGGAUUUCGAAUGGGCUGGUGCUGACGAUGAAUCUACGCCUUUCAGCGGGAGUGUUGCAUGUGAAUGGGUGGAGUAUGCUACAGCGUCGGCUGGCAGUUCAUAUGCUACGACGAGUGGACAGAUUCCGGCAUUGGAAGAAGCCCUACAUUUCCUGCCAUUUUGGGCGACCAUAACGAAGUGGACCUACGGACUGCUGGAGGCGGAAGCCAGGUUUUCCUUCUGAGUUUUGAUGACACCUGAUUCUAUAUCCUUGUAUUAUCAUUAUUGCAUUCCUCUGUAUUUUAUUUGGGAAGACACGAACUUGUAGUUACCUCUGUAUAUACCAAUACCCUAGGGUCGCGGAAGUUCCCUUCCUUCUCCGUCUAUAAGGUGGUAUCGCCGAACACCGUCGUCCCAGCCCCAAGGAACCUCUUCUUCCCAGUG